AUGACUAUGGGAUCGAAUGAAGGGUUAAAAGAGUAUUCCCAAAAGUGGAGAGAUCUGGUUGGACGAGUUCAACCUCCACUGUCUGAUAGAGAGCUGCUUGACAUGUUCAUGGGCACUCUGACAGGUCCAUUCUUUAACCAUAUAAUUGGAAGCUCUUCAUCUGGUUUCACUGAGCUGAUUCUAACUAGAGAACAAGUCGAAAGUGGUAUCAAGAGCGAAAAAUUACCAGUGGUUGCGUCUUCAAGUGCUGUGAAAAAGAUAUUCAGUGGUAAGAAGGAUACCAAUGCUGUUUAUGGCUAG
This is a messenger RNA of Vicia faba (fava bean), 300 nucleotides long. Lineage: Eukaryota; Viridiplantae; Streptophyta; Magnoliopsida; Fabales; Fabaceae. The record is from the annotation of a GenBank genome assembly.